UGUCCCUUCAUCUCCACCCCACUCCUGCACUCUCCCCGCCAUUUCCAUUUGGCAACUCUCUCCCCACUUGCGCAUCGUCAUCUUGCCAGAGGCAACUGACACCAAUCAUUCACUGUACGCGACGCGUCAUGCAACCACACCGGCGCACGCUGGCUCCAAGUGGGCCGGCCGGAAAUUCGGCCAUGGUGCCCGCUGCUCCCGCAGCCGCCCCUCCUCCGACCUCUAUGAGGAAGGCUCCUCAGCGCAGCAGCGGCUUACCUCGGGCAUCAAUGGCGUCUCAUCCUUAUGCUUCUCAGUCGCGUUUAUCUACUGCCGCGGGCGAAGGCUUGCUACAGAAGAGGCGCAGUAUGAUGGCACCGAGCCGCCCAGCAGAUUCUCUGCUUUCCUCAAGUGCAACUCGCGCCGACGUCGCUUUGAAUGGCAAGACACCCCAGUCGGGGCGUGCUCUUAAUCCGAUUCGUCGAGCAUCUGCGCUAGGCCCCACAGUAGGACGGCAAUCCACGCUUGCACCAUCAUACGGGUCCUUCCCUUUCAAGGAUCCACGGCCUGUCAAAACCCCCGCUUUCACGGCCCAGUGCAAAGAGAAGAUUGCCGGCUACCUGGCGCGCAGCCGGGCGCAAUUGCCGCUGAGUGCCAACUGGCAAUCGUCCCCUACUACACGUGAAUUUAAAGAUCUUUUCCGAUAUCUGGCUACCGAGCUCAUCGGCCCCAGCUUUCCAUGGGGGAAGAGCUUUGAGAAAGACUGCUUGUCCAUCCUGCGCGAUCUUCACUAUCCUGUGCUGGACACGAUCAGCAAGACUGCCGUCACUGUCCCAGGGAGUCAGCAGUCUUGGCCUUACAUCCUCGCCAUGCUGGAUUGGAUGGUAGAGCUGUGUAAAGCCCAGCAACGUUGGCAUGACCCGGAGUCAGUGUCUGACCCGCUCCUAUGUCACGCGAGUGAGCUAUCUCUCCAGCAUCCACAACUGGAAGAGCGGCUCUUCUGGGAUUUUGUGUCUGAAACGUACGCCGAGUGGUUCGAAGGUGAAGUAGAGGAAUUCGAAACAGCUCAGCGUCAGCUGGAAGAAGCUUACGGUGAGUCACUAUUAGCCGCCACUGUUGACGGUUCAGAUCGCAUUGCGGCGUCUUCGGUUGAAGAGUGCAGCCGCCUGGAACGUGACAUUGGCGAAAGGGAGUCAGAGUUGCAAAAGCUUCAGAGCGACGACUCGCCGAUCAAAGCGAUUGAUGAGGAAUACGACCGAUUCAUGAGCGACAAACUCAAGUUUGACAACUUCAUCGAGAAGCAUCGCGAGAAGGUCGACAACCUCAAUCAUCGCAUCGAGGGUGUACGUGGGGCCAUCGAGGACAUUGUGAAGCGAACCACCACCACGCGUCAGCAUCUCAUGGAUGUCGAGGCCGAGGUUGCUGCACAGAACUUGUCACCAGAUGAGAUCAGCCGCAUGCAACAUGACAAGGUUGCCCUCACCCAACAACUUCAUGACAUCGGCACCAAGAUCGCCGAGGUCAAGCGUCAGUGCCACGACCAGGAAAUGCGCGUAACCAACUGUAUGGACGAAUGCGAUCAACACCUCGACUCUUACGAUCUUCUCGGUAGUCGAAUUGGCACGCUGGGAGUGAUCGCCGAUCCUCUGCCGCCCGGGCUUGUUCGAAUCGACUAUUCGCUUAGCAUCGACCUCGGCGCUGAUGACGUUCAGGCGAUUCUGCGGAGUGGGCGUGCAAAGCUGGAGACGAUACGGCCCGCCCUGGACAGUUAUGCUCAGGGAUCGCGAGACCAGAUCGAUAAGCUUUGCGAGGAGGAAACGACUCUCGAGCGAAAGCACCAAGAUGUGGCUGAAAGUGUGGAUAACAGGCGGGAAGAGGUUCUCCGGCGGCAAAUUCGCUACGACAAGGAACGCAAGCAAGUCGACGAGCAAAGGGAGCUGCUGAAAGAGGAGAAGAGUGAGCACGGCAUGGCACUAGCCAAUUUGGAAGCCGAAGUUCGAGGAAAUGGACUGCCGCACGGUGGUGUGGUGCAGGCCAAGGCGCGCCUCGAAAGGUCAAGGAUGGUAUUCGAGAGCUUGCUGCAGAAGACGCAGCAGCUUCAAGUGCGAGCCCUCACGGAACUUCUCGGACACGUGGAGGCGGUCUCGUCGUGCAAGGGUCGGACUGAGGAAAGUCUUGAGUCGGUCAUGCGCUUUGCUGAGCGUCAAGAUUGAAGAACAUAGUGAAGUUUGAUAAUGGGGGCGUGGGUUUGAGACGUGCGUGAAAUUACGUGAAAUCCGAGGCCAUCUCCACGUCCACAGUCGGAGUGGACGCGACCUUGCUCCCUAACUGUUCUAUAGAUGCUUGGGUGCCGCGUAUGUACUAUAUCUCUAACUACUGCAGUGCUGGGAGGAUUGGAUAUGCCAGCGGUCAAUAGACUAUAGGCCACGAUACCAUGUACUCCCAG
This is a messenger RNA of Cutaneotrichosporon oleaginosum, 2425 nucleotides long. RefSeq lists its product as uncharacterized. The record is from RefSeq and is a predicted model, not a curated record. NCBI's taxonomy places the organism in Eukaryota, Fungi, Basidiomycota, Tremellomycetes, Trichosporonales, Trichosporonaceae. Gene Ontology annotation, biological process: attachment of mitotic spindle microtubules to kinetochore. Gene Ontology annotation, cellular component: Ndc80 complex.